Molecule: messenger RNA, 1909 nt
Organism: Cuscuta europaea
Lineage: Eukaryota; Viridiplantae; Streptophyta; Magnoliopsida; Solanales; Convolvulaceae
Source: the annotation of a GenBank genome assembly
AUCUUGAUAACCCUUUCACUCACUCUCAGUAUUUAAGGGGCUGACAAUAUGCCACAUGCUUAAUUAUUAUUAUGGGUCAAUUGUCCUAGUUUCAAAGGUAAGGCUACACUUUCAGACCAAGAAAAAUGGGACUCCUUACCAUUUCCGCUGCAAAUAAGUUCCUCAUCAAUUGAUCAUCACACCUCUGCACCUUCUCAGUACAUAAGUUAUUUUUCGCAGGCCUAGGGGCAUCACCAAUAAAUCCAAGGCUUCAAAUGAAGAAGAGCCUCUUCCAUUAGAGUCAAUUAACACAUUGUCCAAAGCCUGGGUUUGGAGGGAUCACAAAGUAAAUUACUUCGUCUGUCAAGCGCGUGAGGGUUCCCCUUCUCGGCCUUCCAUACUUCUUGUUCAUGGAUUUGGGGCUUCCAUUGCCCAUUGGAGAAGAAAUGUCUCCACAUUGUCUCAAGACCACACAGUCUAUGCCGUUGAUCUUCUUGGCUUUGGUGCUUCAGACAAGCCGUUGGGGUACACAUAUAGCACAGAGAAAUGGCCCGAGUUAAUAUUGGAUUUCUUGAAUGAAGUAGUGGGUAAAAGGCCGACUGUGCUAAUCGGAAAUUCGAUUGGAAGUCUUGUUUGUGUAAUUUCUGCUGCUGCAGAUUCUCAACUUAUUAGAGGGAUUGUUCUGUUAAACUGUGCAGGAGGCAUGAACAACAAAGCAACAGUUGAUGAUUGGAGAAUCAAACUGUUGCUGCCUUUGUUAUUGCUUGUUGAUUUCUUGCUGAAACAAAAUGCCAUUGCUUCGGCCAUCUUUAGCCGCGUAAAGAAGCGCGAGAAUGUCCGAAAUAUCUUACUGUCUGUGUAUGGGAAUAAAGACUCGGUUGAUGAUGAAUUGGUUGAGAUAAUCAGGGGACCAGCGAAUGACGACGGGGCGCUUGAUGCUUUUGUUUCCAUUGUCACGGGGCCACCUGGUCCAAGCCCGGCAUUACUGGUCCCGCAGAUUGCGUUGCCCGUGUUAGUGUUAUGGGGCAAUCUUGAUCCGUUUACCCCCGUUGAUGGACCUGUUGGUAAAUUCUUCUCGUCCUUGCCAGCGAAGAUGCCGAAUGUGAAGUUUUUUGUUUUGGAAGGAGUUGGGCAUUGCCCUCAUGACGAUAGGCCUGAGCUUGUUCAUGAUCAGCUGCUUCUAUGGCUGGCCACUCUGCUUCCUUUGUUUGGCUUGCUAUUUAUAGGGAAAGAUGAGGGUUCCGGGCUGUGUUAGAGUUGGAGUUCAAAUGAAACGGUUCCCCCUGCACUCCUCGGGUGUUUCACGCUACGUAGGAGUCGCCGGUAAAGCCGUGCUCAUAUUUGGAAUUUGAAGUGGUUGAUAGACAUUCCCGUUCUUUUGUUGUUGAUCUCAAUGCCAAUGCAUGUACAUGUGGGGAGUUUCAAUUGUCUCAUUUUGUUUGCAUUCAUGCUGUUGCUGUUAUUGGUGUUCGACCUCACCUGUCGUGCUAUGAUUUUAUUUCUCCAUAUUACACACGCCACCAUUGGUAUUCUACUUGGAGUGUUGUUAUGCAUCCAAUUACAGACUCAUCAUCUUGGGUGGUUCCUUCCAAUCUUUUGAGCAUUUGCUGCAAGCCUCCCCUUUGUGAGAAAAGGUCAGCUGAUCGUUCGAGAAAGUCAAGGAUACCAUCUAUUGGUGAGCAUCGUGGGAAAAAACGGCAAAAAUGUUCUCGGUGCCAUGUUGUUGGUCACAAUAAGAAGACUUGUCGCAAUGUGAUACCACUACCUACUUCAUUAUGAUUCCAUUGAAUUCAAUACUUGUUAUUUUUGUUUUGGAUCAUUUUCUUAGGGCAUAUUAUACUACAGUGCCUUUUUUUUAAUACGUGUAAACUACUUAACAUUUGUGUUACUUUUUGUUUUUUUAAUGUCAAAUGUUUGCCAUUGAUUUUAA